GUUUCAUUCAUACACAAAGCCUCAAAAUAUCAGGUUGUUGUUUUCUAACAAGGCCAUCCACAUUCGUUUUUUCCUACAUUGAUUGCCGCUUUUUGCGGUUUAUUAGAGCACAAGGAAUAGAAGCCAUAAAAUGAAGAAACGUUAUGUGGACGCAAGCAAGCUACGGAAAAUGAAAAAGAUAAAAAUUACGGAGGAGAUAUCUGAAAGGUAUAGUGAGGUGACGCAUCGACCGGAUGCCGUUGCUUUUGUUGUUGAUAGGCUUUGUGUAAUGCGCAUCUUCGUCAUUCUCACCUGAUGUCUAUUUUUAUCACAAUAAUUGCUUCUUCACUUUAGCUUAGUCUUGGACGCUGUAGGAUAUGGAAAAGGACAUUGUGGUUGCUAAAUAGGCCUACAAACAUUAUAGCAGAGUCAACUUGAAAAAGAAGCCAAUGCUACUUGAUUUGGGUAGUUGUUACGGAAGGCUAGCCAACGCGAGCUAUCGGACUAUUUUAUCAUAGCCUACCAUAUGAUGAGUUUUUGCGGGUUGUGCGCAGACACAAUACAUGAUUCAGUCUAUCUUCUCUCAUUUGAAGGCUAACCAUUAAAUUAUGCUACAAUAAUCCGAAUUAUUAUUAUUAAAAAUUAUUAUUAUUAUUAUUAUUAUUAUUAUUAUUAUUAUUAUGUGCUCUCACUUUUAAUAGAUAUAGGCCUACUUAAACCUAUUCAUGCAAUAUUGGCUUACGACCAGGUAGCCAUUUCAAGCAUUUAAUUACAGACAGACCCAAUAGAGAAUUCGCAAUGUCCCCUUUGUGACGAGACAAAGCGCUGAGGAAUGUUCAGUUUAUGAAUGCACUAACUGUAAGUUGCUCUGGAUAAGCGCGUCUGCUAAAAUGACUAAAAUGUACAUUUCAGUUGAGCUCUUUUGGUACCCAGUAUCACGGAUGAAACGUUGUCAUGGUUACCAAACAAAAAGGGGGCGAUGUAAGGAUGUAUGGAGGUGUCGAGCGCACGAACAAAGGAGUUGUUCAAAACAAGACAUGAGUGUAGCCUAUAACGAGAGAAUGUAGGCGUUAUCUUAUCCAAGUGUCUCGUUUUCUCUAAGAUGAUAUCCUAUAGAAAACUAGGAUAUGUUCCCAAAUGUAAAAUAAUGUAAUGAAUCAUGAUUUAGUGAUUACAAUAUUUGCCUAAUUGAGAUGAAUCCCUAUAUGAGUAUGCGAUCACCUAAUUUAAUGAAGCUUUAUAUGCAUAAGACGGUUUAUUAUAUUUAAUUAAGCAAGACUUCAAAAUGUUUUUCACACCUUUUACAUGAAAGUAACUUUGUCUUACAGUUGUGUGGUUUUCUGUUAGGAACAGUAUCUUUCACAGUUUGUCAAUAUUCCUGCCAAAUGCAUUAUAAUAACGGGCUUAGGCCUAUAUCAUGAGAAAUAAGCUACAUUUAGCUCUUCCAGUAGAUAGAGAUUUUUUUUAAACCUUCAAUCACAGAUCAUCAGCAUUACAUUUUUACCAUUAUUUCAAUACAAUUAUAACACACACAUUUUACAUAAGAAGAGUUUAUUUCCAAAAAGCUAUAUUCACCAAUUUUUCACACGUGUUUUUCAUCAGAAAUUAAUGCUUAUGGGUACCAGUGUGUAAAAUAUUACUGUCCUCUUAGAUGUGUAUUAUAAUUGGUUUUGUUGCAAAACACUACACUGAGUAUACAAAACAUUAAGAACACCUGCUCUUUCCAUGACAUAGACUAACUAGGUGAAUCCAGGUGAAAGCUAUGAUCCCUUAUUGAUGUCAUUUGGUAAAUCCACUUCAAUCAGUGUAGAUGAAGGGGAGGAGACGGGUUAUUAAAUGAUUUUUAAGCCUUGAGACAAUUGAGACAUGGAUUGUGUAUGUGUGCCAUUCAGAGGGUGAAUGGACAAGACAAAAUAUUUAAGUGCCUUUGAACGGGGUAUGGUAGUAGGUGCCAGGCGCACCAUUUUGUGUCAUGAACUGCAACGCUACUGGGUUUUUCACGCUCAACAGUUUCCCGUGCGUAUCAAGAAUGGUCCACCACCCAAAGGACAUCCAGCCAACUUGACACAACUGUGGGAAGCAUUGGAGUCAACAUGGGCCAGCAUCCCUGUGGAACGCUUUCUACACCUUGUAGAGUCCAUGCCCUAACGAAUUAAGGCUGAGGGCAAAUGGGUGUGAUGUUCCUAAUGUUUGGUAUACACAGUGUACAGUGCAUUCGGAAAGCAUUCAGACCUUUUGACUUUUUCCACAUUUUGUUACGUUACAGCCUUAUUCUAAAAUUGAUUAAAUACAUGUUUUUCCUCAUCAAUCUACACACAAUACCCCAUAAUGGCAAAGCGAAAAUAGGUUUUUAGACAUUUUUGCAAAUGUAUAUAUAUAUAAAAAAAAUAAUCUGAAACUCCUUAUUUACAUAAGUAUUCAGACCCUUUGCUAUGAGACUCGAAAUUGAGCUCAGGUGCAUUCUGUUUCCAUUGAUCAUCCUUGAGAUGUUUCUACAACUUGAUUGUAGUCCACCUGUGGUAAAUUCAAUUGAUUGGACAUGAUUUGGAAAGGCACACACAUUUUUACAUUUACAUUUGAGUCAUUUAGCAGAUGCUCUUAUCCAGAGCGACUUACAGUUAGUGCAUACAUUUUUUUUUUUCAUACUGGCCCCCUGUGGGAAACGAACCCACAACCCUGGCAUUGCAAGCGCCAUGCUCCACCAACUGAGCUACACGGGGCCCACACACCUGUCUAUAUAAGGUCCCACAGUUGACAGUGCAUGUCAGAGCAAAAACCAAGCCAUGAGGUUGAAGGAAUUGUCCGUAGAGCUCCGAGACAGGAUUGUGUUGAGGCACAGAUCUGGGGAAGGGUACCAAAACAUUUCUGCAGCAAUGAAGAUCCCCAAGAGCACAGUGGCCUCCAUCAUUCUUAAAUGGAAGAAGUUUGGAACCACCAAGACUCUUCGUAGCCCUGGCCUCCAGGCCAAACUAAGCAAUCUGGGGGAGCAGGGCCUUGGUCAAGGAGGUGACCAAGAACCCGAUGGUCCAGAGUUCCUCUGUGGAGAUGGGAGAACCUUCCAGAAGGACAACCAUCUCUGCAGCACUCCACCAAUCAGGUCUUAAUGGUAGAGUGGCCAGACGGAAGCCACUCCUCAGUAAAAGGCACAUGACAGCCUGCUUGGAGUUUGCCAAAAGGCACCUAAAGGACUCUCAGACCAUGAGAAACAAGAUUAUCUGGUCUGAUGAAACCAAGAUCCAAAGUUUGGCCUGAUUAUCAAGCGUCACAUCUGGAGGAAACUUGGCACCAUCCCUAUGGUGAAGCUUGGGGGUGGCAGCAUCAUGCUGUGGGAAUGUUUUUCAGCGGCAAGGACUGGAAAACUAGUCAGGAUUCAGGGAAAGAUGAACGGAGCAAAGUACAGAGAGCUCCUUGAUGAAAACCUGCUCCAGAGCGCUCAGGACCUCAGACUGGGGCGAAGGUUCACCUUCCAACAGGACAAUGACCCUAAGCACACAGCCAAGACAACGCAGGAGUGGCUUCGGGACAAGUCUCUGAAUGUCUUGAACCCGAUGGAACAUCUCUGGAGAGACCUGAAAAUAGCUGUGCAGCGACGCUCCCCAUCCAACCUGACAGAGCUUGAGAGGAUCUGCAGAGAAGAUUGGGAGAAACUUCCCAAAUACAGGUUUGCCAAGCUUGUAGCAUCCUACCCAAAAAGUCUUGAGGCUGUAAUUGCUGCCAAAUGUGCUUCAACAAAGUACUGAGUAAAGGGUCUGAAUACUUAUGUAAAUGUGAUAUUUCAGUUUUAUUUUAUUUUAUAAAUUUGCAAAAAUGUCUAAGAACCUGUUUUUGCUGUGACAUUAUGGGGUAUUGUGUGUAGAUUGAUGAGGGAAAAAAACGAUGUAAUCAAUUUUAGAAUAAGACUGUAACGUAACAAAAUGUGGAAAAAGUAAAGGGGUCUGAAUUACAUUUACAUUGACAUUUUAGUCAUUUAGCAGACGCUCUUAUCCAGAGCGACUUACAGUUAGUGAGUGCAUACAUUUUUCAUAAAUUUUUCUUUCCGAAUGCACAGUGAGGGAAAAAAGUAUUUGAUCCCCUGCUGAUUUUGUAUGUUUGCCCACUGACAAAGAAAUUAUCAGUCUAUAAUUUUAAUGGUAGGUUUAUUUGAACAGUUUCUGAACAAAAAAAUCCAGAAAAUGUCAAAAAUGUUAUAAAUUGAUUUGCAUUUUAAUGAGGGAAAUAAGUAUUUGACCCCCUCUCAAUCAGAAAGAUAUCUGGCUCCCAGGUGUCUUUUAUAGAGGUAACGAGCUGAGAUUAGGAGCACACUCUUAAAGGGAGUGCUCCUAAUCUCAGUUUGUUACCUGUAUAAAAGACACCUGUCCACAGAAGCAAUCAAUCAAUCAGAUUCCAAACUCUCCACCAUGGCCAAGACCAAAGAGCUCUCCAAGGAUGUCAGGGACAAGAUUGUAGACCUACACAAGGCUGGAAUGGGCUACAAGACCAUCGCCAAGCAGCUUGGUGAGAAGGUGACAACAGUUGGUGCGAUUAUUCGCAAAUGGAAGAAACACAAAAUAACUGUCAAUCUCCCUCGGCCUGGGGCUCCAUGCAAGAUCUCACCUCGUGGAGUUGCAAUGAUCAUGAGAACGGUGAGGAAUCAGCCCAGAACUACACAGGAGGAUAUUGUCAAUGAUCUCAAGGCAGCUGGGACCACAGUCACCAAGAAAACAAUUGGUAACACACUAUGUCGUGAAGGACUGAAAUCCUGCAGCGCCCGCAAGGUCCCCCUGCUCAAGAAAGCACAUAUACAGGCCCGUCUGAAGUUUGCCAAUGAACAUCUGAAUGAUUCAGAGAAGAACUGGGUGAAAGUGUUGUGGUCAGAUGAGACCAAAAUCGAGCUCUUUGGCAUCAACUCAACUCGCCAUGUUUGGAGGAGGAGGAAUGCUGCCUAUGACCCCAAGAACACCAUCCCCACCGUCAAACAUGGAGGUAACAUUAUGCUUUGGGGGUGUUUUUCUGCUAAGGUGACAGGACAACUUCACCGCAUCAAAGGGACGAUGGACGGGGCCAUGUACCGUCAAAUCUUGGGUGAGAACCUCCUUCCCUCAGCCACUGCAUUGAAAAUGGGUCGUGGAUGGGUAUUCCAGCAUGACAAUGGCCCAAAACACACGGCCAAGGCAACAAAGGAAUGGCUCAAGAAGAAGCACAUUAAGGUCCUGGAGUGGCCUAGCCAGUCUCCAGACCUUAAUCCCAUAGAAAAUCUGUGGAGGGAGCUGAAGGUUCGAGUUGCCAAACGUCAGCCUCAAAACCUUAAUGACUUGGAGAAGAUCUGCAAAGAGGAGUGGGACAAAAUCCCUCCUGAGAUGUGUGCAAGCCUGGUGGCCAAUUACAAGAAACGUCUGACCUCUGUGAUUGCCAACAAGGGUUUUGCCACCAAGUACUAAGUCAUGUUUUGCAGAGGGGUCAAAUACUUAUUUCCCUCAUUAAAAUGCAAAUCAAUUUAUAACAUUUUUGACAUGCGUUUUUCUGGAUUUUGUUGUUGUUAUUCUGUCUCUCACUGUUCAAAUAAACCUACCAUUAAAAUUAUAGACUGAUCAUGUCUUUGUCAGUGGGCAAACGCACAAAAUCAGCAGCGGAUCAUCUUUUUUCCCUCACUGUUUAUCCAUUGUUUAGCUGGAAUGGAAUAUUCAUAUCCUGUAUAUCAUAUCAGUUCACCACAUAAAAAAUCUACCAUCAUGCUAUAGUGUUUGGUUAGAGUUAGGUCUCGUUCCAAAUGGCACCCUAUUCCCUUUACAGUGCACUACUUUUGACCAAAGCCCAGAUCUCAUAUUACUGUACUGAUUCAUUUCAUUAAAUAUAUAUAUUUGUAAAAUAUGAUGUCACAAAUGUAUCAUUUGUACAGCUCGUUACAAAAAAUGUAAUUAUUUGUCACAUUUGACGGUGUAAAACCUUGCAGUGCUACAUUUUUGAGUGGGAUAUAUCUGUUUUCUUCUACAAAAUAUGAUUGUUUCAUUUCAUAGAGACAAACAAUCUAGUGAUAAGUUUCAAACAAAUACAUAUCUGUCAUUAAACAACCCCAUGCCAUGAUUAGAUAGUGAAAAAACACACAAGUCUCUUUCCUAAGUUCUUUAAGUGAGCAUGUAGCUCAGUUGGUAGAGCAUGGCGUUUGCAACGCCAGGGUUGUGGGUUAAAUUCCCACGGGGAGCCAUUAUGAAAAAAUAUAAAUUAAUAAUGUAUGCACUCACUAACUGUAAGUCGCUCUGGAUAAGAGCGUCUGCUAAAUGACAAAAAUGUAAAUGUUUAAACAAAAAAAGCUAAUUUACCAACAUUUCUGAAAAUGGAUAUAUAGCGUUUUGGAAUGAAACUCUUCAUAUCCUCCUCUUAUGCCUGUUUUGCAGCGCUUACACCUUUCUGAAGUUUAUGAUCGUGUGGACUCUGGUGCUCCUGGCAGAUUUUAUACUGGAGUUUCGACUGGAAUACCUGUGGCCCUGUUGGCUAUUCUUCAGGAGUGCCUAUAACACUUUCCACUGCCAUGGGCUGGUGAGGACUUUAUCAGUUAGGCUGUGUCCAAAAUAGCACCCUAUUCCCUGUAAUAUAGUGCACUACUUUUGACCAGAACCCUACUUUUCAACAUAGGGCUCUGGUCAAAAGUAGUGCCCUAUAUUACAGGGAAUAGAAUGCCAUCUGGGAUGCAGCCUGCCCUUUAAUGGUCUUCUAGACAGAAGUCAAUAACAGUAAAGUAUUGAGAUCAAGAUAUUGUAGAAAAUAGUUUUAGGCCUUGCAACCUGUUAUAUAAAUGUUAUAAACCUGUUAUAUACUGCAGCCAUUGUCUUCUUGUUCGAAACCCAAGCAGACAGAAUAAAAUGUAGCUGUCCAACGUAGCACCAACGUAAUGCACUGUUUCUCUGUUGCAGGUUAUUUGUGUGGUGUUUGUGUGUGUGACGUUCACCCUGGACAUGUUAUGUUUCAUUUUUAUUCCCCUCCACUGGUUGUUCUUCGCAGCCAGCACCUAUGUCUUAUUCAAUUACAUUUGGCACACAGGUAAGCAUAUCAAGCCUGUUUUACAGGGAAAAAAUAUGUAUUGUAUUGCCUAGCUGUGGAAUGCCUUAGAUAAGGAUAAUGUGGAAUGUUAUUUAAUAGUUGUCUAACAAGUCACAUGUUUCUGUAAAGAGUUUAAACAAACCAUUCUGGAAAUUUAGAAAUCUGCCAUUUAUAAUAUAAAUGAUGAAAAUUGACGGAAUUGAAAGUUUCAACCUGUUACAGAGAUUGGUUUGCUUCAACCCGUUACAGAGAAAUGGAAGCGUGUUAUGCUGUCACCUGAUAGACUUACUGGUUUAAUUUGUAAAAGCACAGUUCUGGUGGUAGCUACACUAGCUAUAAACAUAAGCUAGUAUUUUCUCUUGGUAAGUUUUUGAUGUUUUUUAUAAUAAUUUAUUUCUUCUUCUCAGAGAAAGGCAUCUGUAUGUCGACGGUGUCCCUGUGGGUGUCCCUGUGGGUCCUGCUGGUGUACACGGACGCUUCGCUGAGGCUCAAAGAUCUGAACAACUCCCACGCCAACCUGUCUCAUCUCUUCGCCGCGCACUGGUAGGUCGAUUGAACACAAAGCACUUCUCACCGUAUAUUCACCCUCGAGCAGAAUCUUCCAAACAGACCCAGAUUAUACGCUGUAGAUCCUUUCUAAAUGCCAAGGAUUUUCACAACCGCUUGAAUUGAGUGGGUUUAAGCUAACGUCUUAAAAUCGCAAUGAAUCACAAGUGGCGUACUCUGCAUGUGUUUGUCAUCAUCACAGACAAUAAUGUAGGCCAUUAUUUUAUAUUUCUUUUCUCUCGCUCCCUCUCCCCCAGCAUUGGCUACCCUGUUGUCUAUCUGGGGUUCGACACCACCUGCUACUUCACCAGCAUCUUCAAGCUGCGGACGCAGAAAGCUGUGCAGAGCGAGAACAACUUUCACAUGCACCUCCUGGAACAGUCCCUACCUCCGGGCCUGCAGCUUUACCCCAAGAGCAUCACAGACGGCAACGGCAGUAAGUGCAGCGGAGGUUGUGCCUGCUACUCAUUCACUUCUGCACUGUUUUACACUGACUGUUAUGAGAUGAUUCCCCAACGGUAGUACUACUUUGUUGGGUAAGGCAGUUGGUUUCAGGUUAAACCCUUUAGAUGGUAGUGCAGUACAUAGAGAAAAUGGUGCCAUUUGGGACGCAUAUAGUGCCAAAGGAGGACAUUAUUAGUUAAUGCUCCACUAUAAUGUCCCUGUGCGUGUAGGAAGCAGAUACAUGUUACAUCUCACUGUGAGUCCAAUACUCUGUAGCUAGAUAUUGUCUUUGAAAUAUAGCCCUUUUCCUCCUGCAGACUCAAAGUGGAGGCCCAAACCUGAGUCCAGUCAGUACCAGUGUCAGAACGGUGCUGUGGCAUCUGACGAGAGACUCACCGUGGAAUGCCUCCAGAUCCACAGCGGAGUGGAGCGGGGAGGGACCGAGAGGGGUGUGGAGGAGACAACGCUGGGAGACUCAAACCCCCAGCCGCCCCAGUCCUCAAAACCCAGAGACCCCCCCACCAACGGUGUGAUAGGAGGAGGGUCGCCGGAGUCCUCGGCCACCACCGAAAAUCUACCUCAGGAGGAGCAAGGCGGCAAAGUCCUGCGGGCCGCCAAAGGCUCAUCCUCCUCCCCCAAAGCACGCAGGACGUCCCCCGGCGCCGCUAACAUCCCUUCACCUCCUCCCACUGGCAGGGCUGAAAGGAAGCAGAAGAAUGGCUCCAAAACGGUCAGCCCCAAUCGGCACGCUGCAGACAAGGGCCCCGCCGCGCCAAAUCCUCACGCUGACCAGAUCACUAAGUAGGGACACUCCGCCGCUGUUCACUUUGGUUUCAUUGGCUUUGGAGAUCUACAGAGAGAUGUGCAUGAGAGUACGAGUGUUACUUAAUCAGCUCUCUUUCUCUCUUCUUACUCUUUGCCUCUCUCUCUACCGCCCUCUCUCCCCCCCCCUCUAUCUCUUUCCCCCUCUCUCCUCUACCUCUCUCCACUCCCCUUUCUCCCUCCCCCUCUCCCCCAUUUCCCAGGCUGGAGCAGGAGAUGAGGAGGCUGAAGGGCGAGCUACAGGCCAGCAGACAGGGUGAGCAGGAGCUGCGCAGCCACGUCUGCAACCUGACCAACAGCGAGCACAGCCUGAGGCCCGAGGUGUCUCUGCUCAGGCAGAACAAUGAGUUGCUCCAGAGCAAGUGAGUGAUAACAGAGCAUUUUAUGGUCUUUUUUUUUUUACUCGCAUCGUGGCCCUAGUGCCCUGUCAGUCUGCCAUACACUGCUUUUGGCUCCCCCUGCUGGUUACUAGGCAAGUUGCCUAGCGGUUAGAGCAUUGGGCCAGUAACCGAAAGGUUGCUGGUUCGAAUACCUGAGCCGACAAGGUGAAACAUCUGUAGAUGUGCCCUUGAGCAAGGCACUUAACCCUAAUUUGCUCCAGGGGUUCCGUACUGCUAUGGCUGACCUUGUAAAACAACACAUUUCACUGCACCUAUCCGGUGGAUGUGACAAUAAAACAUUUACUAUUUAUAAUUAUCAUAUGCACUGACACACUUUGUUUGAAACGUUAUGUCACGUCCCCCCUGUACCCCAACACCCUCCACAUACGGCACUAUUUCACUGAGUAUUUUACUCAAGCCAGGUUUGCACAAGUAAGCUAUGUGGUGUAGUACUUUGAUGCAAGAAUAUGAUUAUCCUGAAAUGAAAUAACUAACCAUGUUAAAGAUGCAGUCCAGGAUCUUAAGCACUUACAAAUUCGUAACAUAUUGUACACGUUGGAAUUCGAAACAUUUCAUACGAAUUGCCAAAAAAAACAGGACGGAACAUAUCAUACAAAAUGAAUGACGUAGUACCCAAUUGUGCAACAUUGUCGGGGACCUGUUUUGGCUCGUGAGCACUACUUUCAACACUACUGGCUGAAAUUAUACAAAAGCUUUGGAGAAUCACAUUAAGUGCUACCGAAACCUUUUUCACAUUUUGAACCUUCUAAGCAAUUUACUGGGAAUGGAAUGUAUUGAUUCAUAUACACCAAGGCUGCAUGCAAAACGGCACCUUAUUGGGCCAUAGGGCUCUGGUCAAAAGUAGUGCACUAUGUAGGGAAUAGGGUGCCAUUUAGGAUGUAGACCUUUUUUCUAAGAGUGUAGGGUGGAGACAACUGUUUGCAGCUUUUAAUAUGAUAUCUGAUGAUCAAUGCCAGUUGAUGAUGAUCAAUGUCAGUUACUACAAGUUUAGAUAGAUGGCCGCUAGACUAAUUUACCAAUCUAAAACAUUUUAGCUGACAUGGGCUAACGUGUGUGUGUGUGUGUGUGUGUGGGGGAGGGGGGAGGUUGAUCCACAGGCCUACAAGAGGGGGCAUGUGGCAGUUGCCCAUCCCUGGUCUAGAACAUGAUGGUUUGACUCUGUGUUUCAGGAUCUUGUCGCUGACCAAGACCAAGCAGAAAGACAAGCAGAUCAGCGCCGUGCUAGAGAAGAAGACCAGAGCAGAGACAGAGGCCAGGCUCUCCAUAGAGAAACAGCUGGCAGAACUCCAGGCUCACAAACUAGAGGAGGCGGCCAUCUUAGCUCGUAGUAGUCUACCAAACAGGUAUGGCACUCACUCUCUCACCUUCCGCCAUUAUUUUGUAUUCAAAUGCAUAUAAAUGUAUGACUUGUAUGUAACGCAACAACCUUCACCCUCAGAUGCUAUUGAGCCUGCAUCCCAAAUGGCAACCUAUUCCCUAUGUAGUUCACUAUUUUUGUUCAGGGACACAUAGGACUAUGGUCAGAAGUAGUGCACACUAUAUACAGUGCCUUCAGAAAGUAUUCAUACCCCUUGACUUAUUCCACAUUUUUGUUGUGUUACAGCCUGAAUUCAAAAUGGAUUAAAUAAAAAAUAAUCUCACCCAUCUACACAUAAUACCCCAUAAUGGCAAAUUGAAAACAUGUUUUUAGAAAUGUUUGCAAAUGUAUUGAAAAUGAAAUAGAGAAAUCUAAUUUACAUAAGUAUUCACACCCCUGAGUCAAUACUUUGUAGAAGCACCUUUAGCAGCGAUUACAGCUGUGAGUAUUUCUGGGUAAGUCUCUUAAGAGCUUCCCACACCUGGAUUGUGCAACAUUUGCCCAUUAUUAUUAAACAAAUUCUUCAAGCUCUGUCAAAUUGGUUGUUGAUCAUUGCUAGACAACCAUUUUCAAGUCUUGUCAUAGAUUUUCAAGUAGAUUUAAGUCAAAACUGUAACUCGGCCGCUCAGGAACAUUCACUGUCUUCUUGGUAAGCAACUCCAGUGUAUUAGAUUAUUGUCCUGUUGAAAUGUGAACUCAUCUCCCAGUGUCUGGUGAUAGCAGACUGAACCAGGUUUUCCUCUAGGAUUUUGCCAUGGACUUUGCUCUAUUCCGUUUCUUUUUUAUCCUGAAAACUCCCCAGUCCUUAACGAUUACAAGCAUACCCAUAACAUGAUGCAGCCAUCACUAUACUUGAAAAUAGGGAGAGUGGUACUCAGUAAUGUGUUGUAUUGGAUUUGCCCCAAACAUAACACUUUGUAUUCAGGACAAAAAGUGAAUUGCUUUGCCACAUUCUUUUGCUGUAUUAUUUUAGUGCCUUGUUGCAAACAGGAUGCAUGUUUUGGAAUACAGUACAGGCUUCCUUCUUUUCACUCUGUCAAUUAGGUUAGUAUUGUGGAGUAACUACAAUGUUGUUGACCCAUCCUCAGUUUUCUUCUAUCACAGCCAUUAAACUCUGUAACUGUUUUAAAGUCACCAUUGGCCUCAUGGUGAAAUCCCUGAGUGGUUUCCUUCCUCUCCAACAACUGAGUUAGGAAGGACGCCUGUAUCUUUGUAGUGACUGGGUGUAUUGAUACACCAUCCAAAGUGUAAUUAAUAACUUCACCAUGCUCAAAGGCAUAUUCAAUGUCUGUUUAUUUUUAUUUUUACCCAUCUACCAAUAGGUGUCCUUCUUUGCGAGGCAUUGGAAAACCUCCCUGGUCUUUGUGGUUGAAUCUGUGUUUGAAAUUCACUGCUCGACCGAGGGACUUUACAGAUAAUUGUAUUUGUGUGGGUACAGAGAUGAGGUAGUCAUUCAAAAAUCAUGUUAAACACUAUUAUUGCACACAGAGUGAGUCCAUUCAACUUAUUAUGUGACUUGUUAAGCACAUUUUUACUCCUGAAAUGAUUUAGGCUUGACAUAACAAAGGGGUUGAAUACUUAUUGAGUCAAGACAUUUCAGCUUUUAAUUUUUAAUUAAUUUGUAAAAAUGAAAUCUCAAUUUAAUCCAUUUGAAAUUCAGGCAGUAAUACAACAAAAUGUGAAAAAAGUCAAGGGGUGUGAAUACUUUCUGAAGGCAGUGUAUGAGUCUAUGUUCCAGAUCAGGGGUUCUCAAACUUCUCAAACUUUCUGGGGUCGAAGAAAAUUCAUCAGGGACAAAACACAUAAUCAAAACACAAAUAAUAGCAUACAGAGUUAUUCUAUGAUUUCGGUAGUGCAUGGCCGGACAAACCAAGUUUCGGGUCCUGGGAAGGAACAUUUUAAAGGCCUGCCUCUUGGUAUCGGUGAGAACAUUUUGCAGUUUUCAAGCUGAAAUUACAGUGCAUUUAUGUAUUGAGAAGUAUUCAAUACAAGAGGGUAUUGAGUUGAAAAAAAAAAAUAGAAUUGGUGGAGACUGUGGAGACUGUGGAUACCAAUAACCCUGUGAGCCUCCCAGGUCCAUGUUGCCCUGGGUUAAGAACAUCAAUUGUAGAUUAAUAAUAUUGCAUUGUAUUGUAUUGCACCCUCUAAAGUUAUUCGGAUCGCUUGGCCAAAAUUAAUUUAAUCUGUUGUUGUUAGUAAUAUUCAUUAAAAAAAAUGAAAUGUAUUUUUUUUUCGAGAUCUGAACACAGACCUCCUGCAGUACCUCCGCAGACCCCCUGAGAACCCCUGCUCCAGAUCAUGCCUAAUUUCACCAAUACUUGCUUUCUUUCUUUUAUUUGCUGUACUAUUAACUUUCUUUUCAUUGCAGCCUGUAACAACAAUCAUAGUAAAAAAGCAUAAUAAUUAGUGAAGAAUAAUACAGAUGGAUUUCAAAAUGCCUCCCAAAAAAUGAUAAAAUCGCUUGCUGUCGAUGAUGUCAUGUUUCUUUGUGUUUGGACUACCCCACCUCCCCAACCCCACCUCUCUGACCACCUGAAACAAAACAUGUACUAUUCUCUCUAUUUUCCAUCACACUAGGCAGGAACACUCUGUGACCCUAAUGUUAAGGAAAAAGGAAAAAGAUCUAGAGACAGAGUACAAACAACUGCAGCUGGAGAGUCAAGGGAAAGAGGGGCGUGUGAUAGCUCUAGUGAAUGAAGUGGAGGUAAAAAAUAAAUACUACUCUUUCACAUUAGUGGGUUCCGUACGAAUGUACGUGUCGAGGUUGUGAGUUUUCACGUCUUGCUCGUUGUUGAAGUGAUACUCUGUUGUCUUGUGUUUUUGGAUAUGCCGUUUUGUAGAGUUGUGGCUUGUUGCAAGUGACUAUCUGUGUCAUUAUUUGUGUUUGUGGAUUUGAGUAGCAGGAAAUGGUGUUUGGGCCAGUGCUUUGAGGACUUUCAGAUCAUCCGUUUUUUUGUGUUGGCCUGAACACAACGUACUGUAACGUGGGCACUUUGUCUUUGCAUUGAUCAAUACUGUAUUCUAACUGUAUUCGUUCCACAUAUAUUUUAUAUCUUGUCGUUUGUGAUUAUUGUUUUUUUUGUGGUGACAUAUACUCCAUGAAGCAUGCAGACAUUGCAGAGGCAGAAGCCAAGUCUUUCAUAAAACAUUGUACAUCUUAAAGUGAAUUCUUCAUAGGUUACUAGUUAGUUAUUUAGUAAUACAACCCAAUACAACUGUUACUCCCUCCACUUAACUUUAAAAACCAAUUUUAACAAAAAACCCUGAAUUUUAAAAUAAAUUAUUCAGCUCACAUUGUUUUUUGAAUGGCUGGCCAUCCACCAAUCCACCAUCACUGUUGGAAAUGAAUAUUGUUGUCAUGUGGUGCGUUGGUUCCCUAACUGGGGAAACUGGGUUUCUAAUGAGGGCAUUGCAAUUCUUCAGCACACAAAAAGUAGUAUAAAACAAAAUAAAUGCAUUCUACAAGUUUGGGGAACCAAAGCACAUCCUGUUAAAAGCAAGGAGUACCUCAGAAUGACUGCUGGACCACCAGGGUCAUGUUCAGUAGGACACAUGGUUUAAAACGUUUUCAAACUGAAAACGAAACCAAUCAUUUCUUAUUGGACAACUCCAGGCAGAACCACCCCGUUACACUCAGUUUUCUCCUGUUUCGUGCCUACUGAACACUGCCCAGUUAGUCCACACUCCUGUGUUAGCCUGGCAUCCAAACUGAAUUUGCUACGUUUCACCAUCGUUUCGCUUUACAACAACAGUGAAACGUAGCAAAAUCAAUUUGGGUGCCAGCCAGUCUGCUUCUAUGUAGCCCUGGGGCUAUUGCGAGUUUCUCUCUCCUUGAUCCCAUCCCAGGCCCUUGGGAAGUAUCGUUGUGUGGAACAGGAGGAACAGGACGUGCUGCUCUCCGCCUUGUCGGGCCUACAGGACAAGGCUCAGCACCUGGAGUACAACCUGAGCGCCGAGACGCGCAUCAAACUGGACCUAUUCUCAGCCCUGGGAGACGCCCGCAGGCAGCUGGAGAUAGCACAAGGUCCCCCUCCCCAUUUAUGUUAAAGCUCUAUCGAAUUAUGUUAUAGUUCUAUAGAAUUAUGUUAUAGCUUUGUAUAAUUAUGUUAUAGCUCUAUAGAAUUAUGUUAUAGCUCUAUAGAAUUAUGUUAUAGCUCUAUAGAAUGUUAUAGCUCUAAAUAAUUAUGUUAUAGCUUUAUAGAAUUAUGUUAGAGCUCUAUAGAAUUAUGUUAUAGCUCUAGAAUUAUGUUAUAGAUUUAUAGAAUUAUGUUAUAGAUUUAUAGAAUUAUGUUAUGGAUUUAUAGAAUUAUGUUAUAGCUCUAUAGAAUUAUGUUAUAGCUCUAUAGAAUUAUGUUAUAGCUCUAUAGAGUUAUGUUAUAGCUCUAUAGAAUUAUGUCAUAGAUUUAUAGAAUUAUGUUAUAGCUCUAUAGAAUUAUAUUAGAGCUCUAUAGAAUUAUGUUAUAGCUCUAGAAUUAUGUUAUAGAUUUAUAGAAUUAUGUUAUAGAUUUAUAGAAUUAUGUUAUGGAUUUAUAGAAUUAUGUUAUAGCUCUAUAGAAUUAUGUUAGAGCUCUAUAGAAUUAUGUUAUAGCUUUAUAGAAAUAUGUUAUAUCUCUAUAGAAUUAUGUUAUAGAUUUAUAGAAUUAUGUUAUAGCUUUUAUAGAAUGUUAUACCUCUAUAGAAUUAUGUUAUAGCUUUAUAGAAUUAUGUUAUAGCUUUAUAGAAUUAUGUUAUAGAUUUAUAGAAUUAUGUUAUAGCUUUAUAGAAUGUUAUAGCUCUGUAGAAUUAUGUUAGAGCUCUAUAGAAUUAUGUUAUAGCUUUAUAUAAUUAUGUUAUAGCUUUAUAGAAUUAUGUUAUAGCUCUAUAGAAUUAUGUUAUAGCUCUAUAGAAUUAUGUUAUAGCUCUAUAGAAUUAUGUUAGAGCUCUAUAGAAUUAUGUUAGAGCUCUAUAGAAUUAUGUUAUAGCUUUAUAGAAUUAUGUUAUAGCUCUAUAGAAUUAUGUUAUAGCUCUAUAGAAUGUUAUAGCUCUAUAGAAUUAUGUUAUAGCUUUAUAGAAUUAUGUUAUAGCUUUAUAGAAUGUUAUAGCUCUAUAGAAUUAUGUUAGAGCUCUAUAGAAUAAUGUUAUAGCUCUAUAGAAUUGUUAUAGAUUUAUAGAAUUAUAGAAUUAUGUUAUAGCUUUAUAGAAUGUUAUAGCUCUGUAGAAUUAUGUUAUAGCUCUAUAGAAUUAUGUUAUAGAUUUAUAGAAUUAUGUUAUAGCUUUAUAGAAUGUUAUAGCUCUGAAGAAUUAUGUUAGAGCUCUAUAGAAUUAUGUUAGAGCUCUAUAGAAUUAUGUUAUAGAUUUAUAGAAUUAUGUUAUAGCUUUAAAGAAUGUUAUAGCUCUGUAGAAUUAUGUUAGAGCUUCUAUAGAAUUUAUGUUUAGAGCUCUAUCAUAAUUAUGUUAGAGGCUUAUGAGAAUUUAUGUUAUGAGCUCUAUAGUAAGGUUAUGAGCUCUAUAGAAUUAUGUUAUAGCUCUAUAGAAUUAUGUUAUAGCUCUAUAGAAUUAUGUUGGUUAGCUGUAUGAAUGGUUAGAGCUCUUAUAGAGUAUGUAUAGACCUAUAGAAUUAUGUUAUAGCUCUUAGAAUUUGUUAUAGCUCUAUAGAAUUAUGUAUAUAGCUUAUAAAAUUAUGUUAUAGCUCUAUAGAAUUAUGUUGAUGAUGAACAUCUAUUAGCUUAUGUUUGCCUUUAAGCUCUAGAUUUGACUCAGAUAAUUCUAUGAAUUUGCUCUAUAAGCUCUAUUAUAGCUUGCUGAGCCGAUUCCACAUCAGUUAUACGCGUGUAGCUUGAACUUUCGCUUAAAUCGUGCAUUGAUAUCAAUGGAAGAUUUGCUUGAAUGUUCCCGUUAUAUGCCCAAUUAUUAUGUGAGGAUUUGGCAUUGUAAGGAGAGUUUAGCUACAGUAAUUCAGUGACUUCAUAAAUCAUUAUUAUUAUUUAUUUGUGUCUAUGACUCCUCCGUCGCUUAUCGCGCCUCUACUGUACCUCUGUCCCACAGGAAAAGUACUCAAGCAGGAUAAGGAGAUUGGCGAGAUGAAACGGAAGAUCGCCGAGGUCAUGGCCGUCAGUCCCGGCAUGUCCUUCAUGACGCCACGGCCCGCCGUACCGCAGUACCUCACCAAGUUCCUCAACUCAGAGCGCUAUGUGCUCAACCCACGGGCGCUGAUGUACCAGUGUCUUAAGAAAUAAGAAUCCAUCACGGCCUGUUGAAAACAUGCGGUAGACCAUCUUAAGCAUUCUCUAUCUCCUAGAGGGACGGAGAGCACCCAAGAGACUUCCUGGAUGUGGCGAUGAUAUCACAGUGCUCAAUGACAUUCUCUGUCUCAAGGAUUUGUAUACAGUAGUUCUCACAAAACAUAAACUGUCAGAUGAUUACCUUCUCAGUAAUCCUCCAUAAAUCAUUGGCGAGGUGAGAAACAAAAUGCCUUUGUCUGCUUCGCAGGUGCUUAAUUCACAAGGCACAUAUUCCUGUCUUUCCUCUGAAGAAGUAUUUGAAUUCAGAGGACUUGUGAGAUUACUGAUGCCGACGGUGAUGUGUAAAUGUGAUGUCGAGCUCCCUUGGCUACAGUAAAUAUCACAUUUCAUAGGUGCUCGUCCGUUAGGACACUAUUGGCUUUUCAAUUCAGAAUCAUGGCACAAUGAACCGUGUAAUGUGAUUUGGGUCGAGCAAGACUAGGUUGGAAGAGAUUGGCUGGACUGUCUGAGCUCACCUUAGCAACUCUUUGUCCUUAUAUUGUUGUUUUGGGUUUCUCUCCUAUUAAUUUGCCUUAUAUUGACGGGCAACGUUUAUUCAAUGCAUGUAUUGCCAGUGGGCAAACCCCUGGCCUUGAUUAUCAACCUUUGGUUCCUUUGGACAGUGUCUCUUCAAGACAAAGGAUGAUCAGGUCACACCAGACCUGGGUUCAAAUACUAUUUGCAAUAAUUUCAAAUGCUUUCUUGAGCUUGUCUGGGACAAUGGAACCAAUAGCUUAGUUGCUUCAAGUUCAAACCCAGACCAUCUGGGUUUGAACUCUUCCAGACAGACUAAAGCAAACGCUAAAGUAUUUCAAAGAUUUCAAAU
Molecule: messenger RNA, 17649 nt
Organism: Coregonus sp. 'balchen'
Lineage: Eukaryota; Metazoa; Chordata; Actinopteri; Salmoniformes; Salmonidae
Source: the annotation of a GenBank genome assembly